AUGGGCAACGCUUGGAACCGGGGAAGAGUGUGGGAACUGAGCAGGACCCUGCUGGGCAACAGAUAUGAAGUCAGGAUACAGAUCAAGCAGCUCCCUCGGCAGCAGGGCGAGCGAAGAGCCUCGCCCUGCCUCUGGGCGGCUGCAACACGGGAAGAAGUGAAACCAAAGACCUUGCCCCCUGCGCCUGCUGUGCCCACUGUGCCUGCUGUGCCAGCUCCCACCUGUGGAGGGCUGAGAGAGGGAGGGGGCGGUAGAAGACCCGCUCUGACCCUGCGAGCAGCCCGUGACCAGGGCUGGGGGCACCUCUUCAGCCUGUGCUCUCUCUUACCUCCCACAGAUCUGCGCCCUUUAGACAUCCUCUCCGAAGUGAUCCCCCCGAGCGGCAGCGGUCCCUCUGGCGGCUUGAGGAUGAUCCAGGCCCAGGGGGCCCGGGGCUUCCAGCUGUCGGCCGUGUACAGCCCCCGCCUCCUGAGCUUCCCGGCCUCCAGGAUCUUUCUACACUGUGACCUCUUUCCUGAAGAAUUUUCCAUUAUUGUCACCCUGAAGGUCCUCAACCUCCCCCCCAAGAAGAACGAGUACAUCUUCACGGUGGUGGAGGAGGCCAGCGACACCCUGCUGGUGGGCCUGCGCUACUCGCCCCGCAAGCUGCACUUCCUCUUCCUGAGCCGGGAGCGCUCGGGCAGCUGGCAGACCCGCGUGACCUUCCAGGACGUCCCUCUGACCGACAACCAGUGGCACACGCUGGUCCUGGCCGUGUCCGAGAGCUCCUUCUCCCUCACGGCCGACUGCAGCGUGCCCACGGACGUGAUUGUCGACACCCCGUUCCCGAUGUCUUUGACCAUGAAGGGAUCCCGGUUUUUCAUCGGGAGUCGGCGGAGAAAGAAGGGCACCUUCACCGGCCUGCUGAGGCAGCUGGUCCUGCUUCCUGGUUCCGACGCCACUUCCCGGAUGUGCCCCAGCAGGAACGCCCAGCUUACUGUGCUGUCCAUCCCCUCGGUCCUGCAGGACCUCGCAGGGAUGCCCGAAGAUGAGGUGCUCCGGUUCCCUUAUGAGGCUGACAUGAAAGUGACCCUGGGCCCGCGGCCUCAGUGCACCAGGAGGGAGCCCGCCCGCUUCUGGUUCGACGCCUCCCGGAGGGGCCUCUACCUGUGUGUCGGCACCGAGUGGGUGUCCAUGAUAGAAGCCAAGGUGAAGCUGGACUAUGUGGAGGAGCACCAGAGCCUGGCCACGCCGUCGGAGACCAUGGGCAUCGAGGUCUUCACCAUCCCGCACGUGGGGCUUCUGGCGGCCGCCGCCAACCGCCAGGCCAGCUCCACCAUCUACAAGUGGGUGGACGGAAAGUUCGUUUCCUACCAGAACCUCCCCACUCACCAAGCCCAGGCCUGGAAAUAUUUCACAAUAGGAAAAAAGGUCUUCCUGGUGGUGGCGAACUUUGAGCCCAAAGAGAAGGGUCGGCAGGAGCUUUCGGUCAUCUACAAGUGGAGCCCCAGGAAGCUCAAGUUCGUCGCCUACCAGCGGAUCGUGACUCACAGCGCCCGGGACUGGGAGGCCUUUGAGAUUGGAGGGGAGUCCUUCCUGGCCGUGGCCAACCACCGGGAAGGGGACAAUCACAACAUCGACAGCGUCAUCUACAAGUGGAACCCGAGAUCGGGGCUGUUCGAGACCAACCAGACCGUGGCCACGUCGGGCGCCUACGACUGGGAGUUCUUCACCGUGGGGCCCUACUCCUUCCUGGUGGUGGCCAACACCUUCAACGGCACGUCCACCAAGGUGCUUUCCCACACCUACGUGUGGCUCCUCGGCUCCUUCCGGCUCUUCCAGUCUUUCCUGACCUUCGGGGCUGCAGACUGGGAAGUCUUUCACAUCGGGGAGCGGCUCUUCCUGGCCGUGGCCAACAGUCACAGCUAUGACAGCGACGCUGGGGCGCAGACCAACUCCUACGCUGUCAACUCCGUCAUCUACGAGCUGAACGUCACCGCUCAGAUGUUCGUCAAGUUCCAAGACAUUCCCACCUACAGUGCUCUGGACUGGGAGUUUUUCUCUGUGGGAGAAGAUUACUUCCUGGUUGUCGCGAACUCCUUUGAUGGGGAGUCCUUCUCCGUGAACAGUAUUAUAUACAGGUGGCAAGGCUACGAAGGCUUCGUGGCCGUUCACCACCUCCCAACCUUCGGCUGCAGGGACUGGGAAGCCUUCAACACAACCACAGGCUCCUACCUCAUGUAUUCCAGUGCCAAAGAGCCGCUCUCCAGGGUGCUGAGGCUGAAAAUAAGCUGAGCCAGGCAGCCACAUCCCACCUUGCCUCGCCUUCCGCCACCUUCCCAGGAGCCCUGGGAAUAGCUGCACUUGAGGACAGCCCCCUGGUUUGGAUGACUCUGGAUUGGCUACAAGGGGAGGGGGCACCUGGGCACCAUCUGGCACUUUAAAGACCUCUUACUGACUCCUCCACUUGGGAGGAGAGCAGACACUGCCUGCAUGGGCAGGAACCCCCUACUCCCUGAUUUCCCCCACAAAGAAGUUGGCAGAUUCCUUCCCGAGAGAGUCUUUCCUGGUACGCGGCAGAAGGGAACGGAGCCAGGGCGCCUUCUGGCUUGGUUUGUUCUCUGUCUCCCUAGUCACGGUUCCUCAUUAAGAAAAAGGGCAGCAUCCCUCAGUGGGACUGGUUCUCACAGGGCAGCACUCGCAGCUCAGCACACAGGGAGAGGAAGGUCUGCUCCCUGCUGGAGUUCGUGGUCAAGCUUUUGGACAUGGUUACUCCCGAAGGGCCCCCCGUACCAGUGGCGAAGGAAGGUGCCCGUCUCAAGGAGCUGGCCUUCUGAGCCCAUGUUCGCAGGGCCUGGGUUCCUCGUGGUGCUUUGGGAGAAGUGCCCUUCAGGUAGAAAGGUGUCUUGUUAUUUGCUAAAAGUGAGACCAUAAAAUUGUUCACCUCCUAGAAAACUGGGGGUUCUCUCAGUGAUCUGCAGCCUGCUUCUCCCCUCCCUUCAGCUGUUUGAGAUAAGGACUCAGCAGGAAGAACUCACCAUGGAUAAUAGAAGGGGCCAAUAAUAUGUGGCUAAAUCACAUGUGGGCAGAACGUCUGGACCCUGAAAAGCAGGAGACAGGGGGGAAAUGAUGGCCUUCUAUUUCCAACCCCCAGAAAUUCGACCCAUUGCAAUUAGCCCUGGUUAAGUACCUUCUCUACCAGACACAAGGGGAAAGACACUGGGGAGAGGACUGGCUGGGGAGUCACAAGGCCUCUGACGUACUAUAAACAUUAUGUGGAACUGGCGAUGUGGAUCUGAGAUCCACGAAAUUCUCCAAGGCAUGGGAGGUGCAAUUUACUCCAGGGAGGGAGUUUCUACAGGAGUUCCCUCUACUAAUGAGAGCAUCAGUCCAAAGGGACACAAAAACAGACCAGGGGCUGUCCUCAGGAACAAUACUUUUUAUGUGGGUAUGCUGUGGAAUAUUAUUACACAGACGAUGAAAUACUGAUUCCGUUAGAGAGAGUGAGCACUAGCAGCUAGGGGAAUCAGGGAGAGCUUUGCAUGUACCAGUGCAGGAUCUGCUGAGGAUGCUAAGAAGCAGGGGUGAGGAGGGAGGAUGUCCAGGUACAGGGAACAAGCUGUUCAAAGACUGGGAGGGGGGAGAUGGUGUCAAGGUCAGGAAGUUGCUUGUAAUCCAGUUUGGCUGGAAAGUAAGAUCCCUGAGGAAGUCCGGGUAGUGGGAUGCAGAGCUGGCUGGUUUUAUCCCGGAUGCAGGGGGAGCAACAUGGCCAGAUGGUAUCUUGGGAAGGUUCGCCGGGUGAGGAGAGGGAGGCAGAGCAAGCUGGCCACCGUCGUUAGCCACAGACCAGGGACAGUGAAAGUGUGCUGCCCACAAGUAGGAGGGGGGAGAAGAGAGGAGUGCACGAGGGGAGAGGAGAGGAGAGGAGUACACAUCUGGCCCUUGGUGAAACGGGCUUCCAGCCCGCCUGCUCUUUCCCCUCACAGAGAAGAAGGAAACAUGGAGAGUGUGGCCUCCAUCUGCAUCUUCCCAGAAAUCUGGGACAUAGUGAGUGAGAGAGGCAGGAGCACAAGAAGUUCUUCCCAGGCAAUCGGGGACAAGCAAGAGGCGGUGCUGUACAAUGGAAAGUGCUGGAUUGGGAAUCGGAGGCCCAAGGUUCAGACCCUGCCUCUGCUCCUUCCUGCCCCUGUGACCUUGGAGGGACACCCCAUCUUUCUGGUUUUUGGUUUUCUCCUCUUAAAGUGAGAGCAAGUGGCCUCAGGUGAACACUCUCUGACCCUCAACAUCAGGGGCCAUCCCAUUUCCCAAGCAUUUGUAAUCCUCCUGGCCAGAGAAUCUGGUCCCUUCACAUCUCCUGCCUGGCUCGCACCCACUGCCCUCUCUCCCCUUAGAGGUGCUUGCUGGAGCCCUCUCUGCUUCCCAAGUACUUCUAUCACCUUUCUUUGUGCUUUCUGUCUCCCAGAUAUUUCUUCAUGCCCUCCUCACUCCAUUAUUGAGCCCAUCUGAGCCAGCCUGGUCGCAGGGAUGCUGUCACCUGAUACAGGGAAGGGAACUCUGUCAUGUCAGAGGAAAGAUGCGGGGCUCUGGGGAGCUCUCUGCCCUUUUAGCCACCCCGCCCCAUCCUCUGCUUUGUCAAGGAAUGUAUUUAUGUUGCAACGUGUGCUCCCUAUGUAGAAGACCCUAUUUAUUUCAUUGUUCUGUUCUUAAAUAUAUUUAUGAUCUUUCCAACAGAAAA
Antechinus flavipes (yellow-footed antechinus) is the source of this 4714-nucleotide messenger RNA. RefSeq names its product thrombospondin type laminin G domain and EAR repeats (gene TSPEAR). Gene Ontology annotation, biological process: signal transduction. NCBI's taxonomy places the organism in Eukaryota, Metazoa, Chordata, Mammalia, Dasyuromorphia, Dasyuridae. The record is from RefSeq and is a predicted model, not a curated record. The coding region runs from base 1 to 2274 and encodes 757 amino acids. The transcript is spliced from 13 exons.